Molecule: messenger RNA, 7237 nt
Organism: Paramecium octaurelia
Lineage: Eukaryota; Ciliophora; Oligohymenophorea; Peniculida; Parameciidae
Source: the annotation of a GenBank genome assembly
AUGAAUCAAUAAUAUCAAUCAGGUGAUGUUGAAGAUCAUGGGUUCUAAUAACAAGAGCCAAAAAAAUAUGUUUAAGUCGCCACCUACCUCGAUGUGUACUACGAAGUGCAGAAAAUCAGGAAGUUUGAGGAUGGAAUUGAAACAAUAGAAUUAAAUGAUGCAUUGCAUCAAGGCAAGACUUCCCAAAUGCGUUCAUGUAGGCAUCAUAUCUAAAUUAAGAUUACACUAUAAAAUGGAUGGAAUACUUUGCUGAACUUGAGAUUGAGUUAAAAGCCAUCCUCCUUGAUAGAGCACUCUUUGUCCCUGACCAAAAUCAAUAUUUCAAUAAGCGUCUCAUGCCGAUGAUAGAAGUCGCUCUCGAUAAAUCGUAUUGACCUUCUUUCUAACUAGUAUAAAUGAUCCCACCAAAUUAAAGAUCUAAUGUUACAUCAAUGAGAUCCUGCUUCUAGCUCAAAGAGUGAGUCUUAAGAUAUGGAAGGAACACCCUCAGAUUUCACUUUCAAUCCUAAAACGUUUGCACUCUAACCUUAGCAAUUCUUUCUAUGUUAGUAAAAUUAAAGAGUUAAGUGUCUAUAUUGAAUCCUUGAAUGACUUCUACGGGGAACGCUUGCAUCACGGUGUCAGCAAUGAAUUAGAAGGCUAUGACAACGCCUAUUACACAGAGCCUUACAAUUCCAAGACCUUUUAUCCACUCAGGGGGGAGAUCCUGGAUUCCUAUCGAAUGAAUCAAGACGUGACUUCGUUCUCCCCAUUUCAAAGAAUUCAAAUCCAUUACUUCUACAAGAAUGGAGGAUUUGCUCUCUUGGAUGACUCCAUUAGGAAUUUCAAUCUAAAUAAUUUGGAUGUCUUCUCCAUCUUCCAAUAUCUCAAUUCUUUUUUGGAUAGGCAGAAGUUUUUGAAUUAUUUCCAUCAUUUCGACUUUCAGUCUUUGACAUCCAAAUUAACAGAGGAGGAAAUCAAGAAUUCCAAUCGAGACACAAUUAAAAAGUUGACUGACGGAAUCGAAAAUGUAUUUGAUCAGUUCUACACUUCCGCAAAGAAGAAAGAAUUUACAGCCUUGUCUGAAAUGAGUGUGUAUUUACAAUGUUUCCGAUGCACAGCCUUGGAGAAGAGGAUUUAUGGUAUCUCAUAAUUAAAAACUAAUUUAAGGAUUGUAACAAUUUUGCGAUAAAAUCAAUACUGCGUAGUCCAAUGAGUUUAUGGGUCAACAACAGUAUUAUAUUAAUGACGAAUGGUAUAAAAAUGACAAUGUGUUAAAAUACAUGGUGGACAAUCAAGUAUUCUAAGAGUUAUUUGGAGAGAAGGCUCAUUUUGAAUUGAUAAAGAGAUCAUUCCCAAUCAUUCAAUUUCUGUACCUACAUCAGAAAUUAAGUAAAGAUGAAAUAUUGAGCAUACUCAGAUUAGGAAAAGGUAAGCAUGAGACUUGGGAUAAUAUGAUUUCCAAAUUGCUCACAGACUUGGCAGAAAUCUUAUCAUUAGAGGACGUUGAAACUCUGAUUCAAAAUAUAUAGUAGAGUUAGAUCGAUUAAAAUGGACUCAAUUUUAUUAAAAGCUUGGGGAGAAACAAAUAUUUGAGAUAGGAUUUAGAAAACUAGAAUAAAAGAAUGGGAAAUAAUAAUAAUGAUAAUUUUACAAAUUAGAAUGAGAGAUCAAGUGGGAAAAGAAAAUAUGAAUAAUUUGAUACAGAUUAUAGGGAAACAGAAUAAAAUAAAAAUGAAACUAUCGAGCAAUUUGAUAAUGAGUGGGCUAUAAAAUUGAAAUCUCAGAUUGUUGAAUUCUUAUUAAAUAUAGUUCAUGAAUAACCAAGCACUGAAAUUGGUCAGUCAGCCUUUUAAAUAGCUAUCAAUCUGAUAUGUCAUCAAUUCAAAUCACUUAGAUAGUAAUAUCUAUUGCAUGGGUUUUCGAAUUUGAUUGCUUAAGAGCAACCAUUACCAGUUUGUAAUUACAUCACUGUGUUACAGAAGAUCAUUUCAUCAUCUUAUCCGUUGGCUGAAUUUAAUAAUUCUAGAGAUGUCUUGAAAUGGAUCUAGGACAAAUACGAUAUCAAAUUGAACUUUUUAAAAGUAAUGGGAAGAGAAAAGUUGAAAUUGCUGAAAAGGGAAAGUAAGGAUUACUUAUAAACAAUUGAACAAUUUGUUAAAUUCUACGAAUUCCUUCAUUAAGAUUCAAAAAUCACAAGAGCUUAGUUGAUGAUCUUAUGGAAAUUGUUGGUAGAGAAUGCAAGAUGUACAGAGGAGAAAGAUCUAUUUUUUAAUUGGGUUGGAGAUGUCAAUAAGAAAUUCUUGGAUUAAGAGGCCAUAGAGUUCUUGUUCGUAUCCACUAUCAAAUGCUCAUGCCUAAGUCAAUAAAUGUUGUAAUGCUUGACUAAUCUAAUUCUAUAUUUCAAUGUCUAAUAUAAGGUAAUGAAGUUGCAGUAUGAUCAAUAUACAAUUGUUGAUGCAGAAAUUAUCGGAUUGCAAGUAUUAUGGAAGAUCUUCAAACAGCAAGUGCAAUUGGGACCUUAAUUGUAGCAAUUCUUCAUUAAGCUUUUGCGAUUCAAAUAGCAAUAGACUAUUCUAAAUUAAUUAAAACAACAAUACUUAGUGUAAUUGUUCAAUUAAAUUAAUAAUCCUAAUUCUCUGUCAUUGAUAAUCAAACUAUUAGAAGAGUUUGAAGGGUACUAAUUAAUAGAAUAAGGGGAAAAGGUGUUUGUGACUAUUGAUAAUAAAUGCAUGGAUGCUAUGCCUCCAAAGAGAUAAGAUAUUCAAUUAUUGAGUGGGUUGCCAGUAUUAUAAGCCAAAUAAAUAAUCGGAUAGAAGUUGAAUCCAUCUUUGAAGCCGGAUGAAUUCGAUAUAUUCUGCAGAGGAACUCUGUUUGAUGACAACAAGACACUUAAAGAUUAUAAGGUUAACUAGAAAUUGACUUUUGUAAUAUCAAAAAGAGAGAACUUGACAGAUGAGAUUAAUGCUUAUAAUAACACUACCAAUUAGAUCUCUAAUGAAUACGUGCCAAGUGAUUCAGAUGAGAAAGUCCAAGAAAUUAUCAAUAUAGUGUAAAUCCAAGACAGGGAUUUCAUAGUUUCAGUGUUGAAGGAAAAGAAUUGGCAGGUAGAUAAUGCUAUAUGCGAUAUUUUGGAUCGGGGAGAACAAUUGCUUUAGGAAUACUAGUAAAAGAAUCCACAGAUUAAGAAACAAUAAAAGGCUGCGAUGAAACAACAAACUGAUGAGAUUUCAUUUGCUUCAUUAAUCUCAAAUAAUUACAUUAAUUAGUUAUUCAUACUACUUAAUGAAGGGAAUCAUGAAUAGAGUGCUAAGGUUUGGUCCAUCUUGUAAAUGAUUCCCAGGAAUAAGGAAGUGUACGAGUUGAUAGAGUAGUCAUAAACAGAUUGGUGCAAUCUCUUGAUGGUAGAUAACAAAUACAAAUUACAAUAUCACUUGUAAAUUCUAAAGGAGUAAUUGUAAUGUGACUAUAUUGAAGACCAAGAUGAAUAUGAAAAGAGAAAAGCGUUGAGAGAAAACUUCCUCUUUUAGGGCGGCUUAAAAUUACUGCUAAUCCAAUUGGACAAUCCAAUUGAAAUAUUGAUUAUUAUCUUAGAUAUCUUCUAAAUCUACUUCUUGGCCUAUUCAAUGAGCAGAUUGAUGAUGAUGAAUUAGAAUGAGUUCUUACAACUCUUAAGAUUGAAGCAAGCUGUGUCUUAGAAGGACGAAGACCCUAAACUAUGCAGUCUAUUUAGCAUAUAAUUAUAGAAGUAAGAGAAACCCAACAUACAGGGAUACGACGAAGCUUAACUACUUUAAUAAGUGUUCUUUAAUUCUGACUUAGAAGUAGAAUGGAAUGUGUUGUUGGAAUCUCUGAUUCAUAGAAUUGGAGUUGAAUAGAUUUACACAAACAUCCUAUGUAUCUUGUAUAUGAAACCUGAAUUACUUAAAUUUGAAUUGCCCAUCAACAGGUUGGUAGAAUUGCUAACUAGUGCAAAUGAGGAACAACGAAAAUUGACAGCCUACUUCAUACUGACUCUUCAAGAUAUUGGAAAGAGAAAUGGAGUGAAUCUUAGCAAUGAUAUUUUGAAGGCCUUAAUCAAGGGAGAAACAUAAUAUGAUGAGUUGUACCUUGUGAUUGCUGGAUUGAUUGGUUAGGUGAAUGAUCUGACAUUCUUCGAUACUCAUCAAUUGGCUUAAUAGAUAAUCUCGUUGAUUUCCAAUAGGGAAAUUAUUGAGCAAAGAUUCACUGAAAAUGAGGAUAAGCUAUUGCAAGGAAAUUUGCUAUUGUUGACUUCUUUGUUGCAGGUGGACAAAAACAUUAAGGUAGAUAUUGAAUUUACAAAAUACUUAUACAAAUGUCUAUUUGAGAUGAAUAAUGAUUAUUACAAAUACCCUGUUUAUAAACGAAAACUAACAAGAAAGAGAGUAUUCCAAUUGUUAUUGGAAUUGUGUAAAGAUGAAAAUCAUUUACACGAGUUGUUACCUCUGAUUUAAAACCAUCACUAAUUGAAAUUCGAUGUCAAUGAGGUCGAUAUGGACUUGGGAGUCAAGGGUUCUCAUGGUUUUGUUGGAUUACGUAAUUUGGGGGCUACUUGUUAUAUCAAUUCUCUGCUGCAAUAAUUCUAUAUGAACACACCCUUACGUAAAGGAAUCUUGAAUGGGCAGAUCAUGAUCACAGAGAUGAAGGCUCCUCUCAUCUUCGACAACAUCAAUGCUGUUGAUUCACCAAUUUUGCAACGUAAAUUGGCUGAUCACACUCUACACUAAUUGUAAUUAGUAUUCAUUCAACUCCAAGAAUCUGUGAAGCAGUUUAUCAAUCCUCAUUAAUUGAUUAAAACUUUGAAGGGAUAUGAUGGGGAAGUCAUUAAUGUCGUAAUUUAACAGGAUUGCAAUGAAUUUUUUAAUUUAAUCACUGACAAAUUAGAAUAGGAUCAGAAAUUCACUAAUUAAUCGAAUUUAAUCCAUUAAAUAUUAGGUGGUACAUUAGUCAAUGAAAUCAAAUCAUUAGAACCUGAGUAUGAUUUUAGGAGAGAAAAUGAAGAACCAUUUUUGACAGUGUCCGUUGACAUCAAACAUAAGAAAUGUCUUGAAGAAGCCUUAGAUUUGUUUGUUAAGGGAGAUGUUCUUGAUAGAGAAAAUAAGUAUUUCUGUGAAGAAGUGUAAAGAAAGAUUGAUGUCUAAAAGAGACAAUACUUUAAGAAACUGCCCAACACUUUCAUCUUCCAUUUAAAGCGAUUUGAAUUUGAUUACAAUACGAUGUUGAGGAUUAAGAUCAAUGAUUAUUUUGAAUUCCCUCAGGAGAUCAAUAUGUUUAAGUGGACAAGAGAUCAUAUAGUAGAGAAUAUAGAAGUUCAAGAUUAGAGUGAUUAUAUGUACAUUCUCAAAGGAGUGUUGGUACAUGUUGGGAGUGCAGAAGGUGGACAUUAUUAUUCCUAUAUUCGAGAUGUUGAUAAGUGGUAUGAAUUCAAUGAUAAGGUGAUUUGUCCAUUUUAGAUUGAGAAUCUCAAAACUGAAUGUUUUGGAGGAGCCAACAACAACCUUUCAGAAUGGGGAAUGAGUAAUAGUAAGAAUGCAUAUAUCUUAUUCUACGAGAAGGUCAAGCAUAGCAUUCAAGAACAGCUCUAUUAAAAAGGUACUAAUGAGGAACUAUUGAUUCAAAAUGUAAUUAGUGAGAACACUGAGUAUUUGAAGAGUUAAUUAUUUUGUGCUCAGGAUUACUUGAAAUUCAUCUAAACUUUUGCGUAGACUUUGCAAAUCAAAACUCCAUAUAAAGUGACUCACUAAUUGUCUAAAGAAAUUAAUUUGAAUGAGUUAGACAAUCUUCCAUCAUUAAGAAUGAUUAAAUUACUAACUUUCUUCACUUAUGAAGUCCUACUUAGAAACAAGGACUAACAGAUGUUUUAAUAUAACAUGCAGGUAUUGAGUGACUUGUACAAAUAAGAACCAGCUGCUAAUUUCUGGUUUUUAGAUCUAUUAAGAAAUCACAAAUUAUUGAUCAUUGACUUAUUGAUCGAAUCUUCGUAUUCCGAUGUCAGAAAUGCCUUUGCACAAUUGAUAAUUCAAUCGAUCACCAUAAUCAUCGAAUAUGAACAACACUACUUAUUUGAAGACUCUUGCAUAGGUCGAUUCCUUGAGUUCUACAUACAAUCACUUUUAAAGGUGGUGAAGGGUACUCUCAGGAGAGGAACAGAAUACUUCACAGUAAUAAAGAAUAUUUUAACCAACAACCAACUUUUGGUGAAGCACUUUUAUUAGUAAGAAUAUUUUAAAUAGGUGUAUUCAUUAUUACAAGAAACAGUGUCAGAAGCACAUGUAUAUACGUCAUUUAAAUUACAGUCGUUGUAAACGAACAACACUGAUUAGCCAUUGAUGGUGAUCUGUGAUAUUAUCACUAAAGUCAUAAUGAGUUGUAGGACCUAGAGUAUGAUCGAAUUCAAUGAGGAUGCUCCAACCUAUCUAUUCAAAGGACAGAAGGAAUUGGAUAUUGAUUAGUUCUGGUUGAGCAGAUUGUUAGAUACUGAUGAUUUCAAGAAGUACAUAUUGGCUAUGAUUCAAUUCCAGCCAAAUCUGAUUGAUAUGAUCAAACAUGUUUGUUGGAAGAAUUCGAAAAUCAGUUCUCAAAUCAUGACCUUGAUAGUGUCCUAAUUCUUAGAUUUUCUAAUUGAGUGGCAAUACUUGGAACCUCUUUCUUAGACAGUUGAAGCCUUGUUAAAAAUGGAUGACAAUUUGUUAGAAUUGCGUUUUCAAGGUUUAUUGUGUGAACCCUUUAAGAUCUUGUCAUGUGUAAAGGGUUCUUCAAUAAUGAAUGCCAUUGUCUCCAACUUUGAUAAGGAUAAGAAUUACGGCUUUUGUAUGAUAGCCAUACUUGCAAAUUUGGCAGCUUAAAUCAACUAUGUUGGGGAGCACUUCAAGAAAAAUAAGCAACAAUUCGAAAUAUUGCUUUGGAAGGCUAGAGAGUAUAAGAAUAUCAAUUAUGGCUUGUACUUCCCAGUCAUGAAGAUUUAGAAAUCUAUACAAUAGGUAAUUUGAUUGGCUUAUAUUUAUUAGUUAUCUGCCAUUUUCGAAGAACCUGAAAGACCCAUAAUUCAAGUCUCCGAUCAAAAAUGUAAUUAAAUGGUCCAAGAAGAACCUGAACCAGAGGACACCAAUCUUCAAGUGAUUCAUCUGAUCCAACUAAAUGAGAACAACUAUACUUAGACUAAAGAAGACUCGAUGGACAAUAACAAUCCAUCUGAUAGAGAGAAUCCAACUGAUUAAUUAUCAGAAUGAAUAAUAAU